AUGAACUCGACAAGCACCACUGAGUUGAAGAGGAUAAGCCAAAGCUCGCUUCCCAAUCAUCUCAAAGAUGAAAUGGAUUUCGUUGACUCCUCAUUUUUUAAGACAGCUGGCCGAAAGCUGCCACGUCCCGAACAACUUGGUGCCUCGCGAGAAGGCAUUAUCAUUAUCUCGGAAAUGCAGCUUGUUAUCAAAUUUGGACCACGUGUGACAAUUGACGAAGCAGUGACAAUGUGGAUAGUUAGGAAGUGUCUUGGUUCUCAAGUUCCGGUUCCAGAGCUUUUUGGAUGGCGUGUCUAUCAGGACACUGUUUUUAUCUACAUGGAACUUAUAUCUGGAGUAACUCUACAAGAAUGUUGGAGCGACAUGGACCUCUCAGACAAGGACGCUAUCUGUGGUCAGCUUCGUGAUAUACUUUCCUCCCUACGACAACUCGAACAAGAAAAUACAUUUAUUGGAUCUAUUACUCGAGGUCCAUUAAUCGACAGAGUCUUUUAUGAUCGCCCAAAGGCCGGACCAUUUGAUACAAUUCACGAGUUUUACCACUGGCUCGAAUGGCUUCCCCAACGAUUCUUAUCACUUUCCCAGAGAUAUCAAGAUCCGUAUCUUAAUCUGAUGCCGAAAGAUACAACUAUUAAAUUCACACAUGCUGAUGUACAUCCUACCAACAUAGUUGUCUCUACAUCGGCCUUCGGUCCACCGCGGGUGCUUGCGCUGAUCGACUGGGGCCAAUCUGGGUGGUAUCCAGACUACUGGGAAUUCUUCAAAAUGUGUUACACCACACACUGGGAAGACGAGUGGCAGAAAAGUUGGAUCCCAAGGAUGAUCGAGCCUUAUGAGCACGAAAAGUAUCUUAUGGAUGAAUAUACUGCAACCAUCGGAGCUUUAUAA
Messenger RNA from Exophiala xenobiotica, 888 nucleotides. RefSeq lists its product as uncharacterized. The transcript has 2 exons. NCBI's taxonomy places the organism in Eukaryota, Fungi, Ascomycota, Eurotiomycetes, Chaetothyriales, Herpotrichiellaceae. The record is from RefSeq and is a predicted model, not a curated record. Bases 1 to 888 code for a protein of 295 amino acids.